Chinchilla lanigera (long-tailed chinchilla) is the source of this 958-nucleotide messenger RNA. RefSeq names its product 6-phosphogluconolactonase (gene Pgls). The record is from RefSeq and is a predicted model, not a curated record. Gene Ontology annotation, molecular function: 6-phosphogluconolactonase activity. Gene Ontology annotation, biological process: carbohydrate metabolic process; pentose-phosphate shunt. Lineage: Eukaryota; Metazoa; Chordata; Mammalia; Rodentia; Chinchillidae. The coding region runs from base 62 to 838 and encodes 258 amino acids. The transcript is spliced from 5 exons.
CAGGCCUCUGCGCAGGCGCACUAGCGGCCGCCGGGAGCGCUUCCGCCUCCCCGCCGUCGCCAUGGCCGCGCCCGCCCCGGGCCUCAUCUCGGUCUUCUCGAGCCCGCAGGAGCUGGGCGCGUCGCUGGCGCAGCUGGUGGUCCAGAGGGCGGCGUGUUGCCUAGAAGGGCCCCGCGCCCGCUUCGCUCUCGGGCUGUCGGGCGGUAGCCUCGUGUCGAUGCUGGCCCGUGACCUGCCCGCCGCCGCCGCCGCCGCUGGACCCGCCAGCCUCGCGCGCUGGACGCUGGGCUUCUGCGACGAGCGCCUGGUGCCCUUCGAGCACGCCGAGAGCACGUACGGCCUCUACCGGACGCACCUGCUGUCCAGACUGCCGGUCCCCGACAGCCAGGUCAUCACCAUCGACCCCCAGCUGCCCGUGGAGGCAGCGGCCGAGGACUAUGCCAGGAAGCUGAGGCAGGCCUUCCAGGGAGACACCAUUCCCGUGUUUGACCUGCUGCUCCUGGGCGUGGGCCCCGACGGCCACACCUGCUCGCUCUUCCCGGACCACCCACUGCUGCAGGAGCGGGACAGGAUCGUGGCCCCCGUCAGCGACUCCCCAAAGCCCCCCCCGCAGCGGGUGACCCUGACCCUGCCCGUGCUGAACGCAGCCAGGACGGUGGUGUUUGUGGCGACCGGGGAGGGCAAGGCGGCCGUGCUGAAGCGCAUCCUGGAGGACAGGGACGCAGCGCCGCUGCCAGCCGGCCUGGUGCGGCCACACACGGGGACGCUGUGCUGGCUGCUGGACGAGGCGGCCGCGCGCCUCCUGUCCGUGCCCUUCGAGAAGCACUCCACGCUGUAGCCGCGCAGGUCGCAGUGGGCCAGGACAGGCGCGCAGGGCGGCGGCCGAGAGCCACCCAUGUGGUGCGCCCUGCACCGGGUCGGGACGCGGGAGAUUAAAGGGCGUUGCCGGAAACCCAGA